AUGUCAAUGCUGAAAAGGUCAGGUCCUCCAUGCGCCUUUUGCUUGGAGUGGGACCCAUCAGCCAGAUCCAUCACAGUUGGGCUUUCUUAUGGAUCUCUUUCAAUUAUCUGCCUAGAAGAGUCAAAACUAGAAAUUCGGCAAGAAUGGAAAGCACUUGGUUUCGAGCUGUGGGCCACUUCAUUUGACAUUCAUCAACCUUAUUUGGUGUACACUGGCUCAGAGAGCCCUAUUGAUCCUAAUACUGUACUUACUGGUGGUUAUGAUGAGCAUAUGAGGGCGUGGGAUGUAGGGUCAAUCUCAAAACCAGUCAAUGGAACUUUAGUUUGUUUAGUCGGAGGAGUUUGGAGAAUCAAGCAUCACCCUUUUGUACGAGACGUGGUCUUGACGGUUGUAUGCACAAUGGAUUUGUGA
This is a messenger RNA of Mangifera indica (mango), 411 nucleotides long. Its product is annotated as diphthine methyltransferase homolog. The record is from RefSeq and is a predicted model, not a curated record. NCBI's taxonomy places the organism in Eukaryota, Viridiplantae, Streptophyta, Magnoliopsida, Sapindales, Anacardiaceae. Gene Ontology annotation, molecular function: protein binding. The coding region runs from base 1 to 411 and encodes 136 amino acids. The transcript is spliced from 2 exons.